AUGAUUCUCAAAGUAAAAACAUCUGAACCUAGAGACGCCUUACAGCUGGAGAGAACCUGCUUAUCGUUUGUUAGAUUUUCAACCACAUUGUUCAUUACAUCAUUUGGAAUUCUUUUAAAUUUCAAAUUGGAUUCCAAUUCAUCUAAUAAUUUGAAAAACAAUUUCCUUAAUUCUGAAUAUACCAAAGCUUUAACUUACUUGUUAGUAUGUAUAAGCAUUUUGUUUUUAGUAGGUAGUUGUGCUAGUUAUCUAGUCACUAUAAAACGUUAUAAAAUGGGAAGUAUAGAUAAUUUCGGAUUUAAUAAUAUCUACAAUGGGAUUUUGAUGGGGGUCUUCAUUCUAGUAUUAAUUUUCAUCAAUAUUUCUUUGAUGGUUGACAGUUAUAGACAAUCAGGCUAG
Molecule: messenger RNA, 399 nt
Organism: Yamadazyma jaroonii
Lineage: Eukaryota; Fungi; Ascomycota; Pichiomycetes; Serinales; Debaryomycetaceae
Source: the annotation of a GenBank genome assembly